GACUCAGACCUUUGUAGGCGGUCAAUAAAAUGUACGCGGACGUAUACAUUUAGUCUCUCUGUUAUAUAAUUAGAAAAUUUAGCGUUUCAUGAUUGACAUCAGCUUGUUUAAUAGCGUGUACCGAGGAAUUACAGUGAGAAACAAAGACAUAGAAAGAGAGAGAGAGAUUUUCAUUGUCGUAGGAGCGGUAGACGCGACUGAGCCUUAUCGCUCUUAGAGCGACGCAUCAAACGUAGCAGGUACCUAUUAUAAGGGAUUUAUAAAUAUUGCACGGGGAAAAUGGUGUACAUUAACGUCGCCGUUUGCCUGUCAGUUCUUCUGCUCGUGAUCGGAUUAUCCGUGGGACUGAGCGUGAACACCUUUAAAGGGCGAGAUGCUCUUGACUCGGCGCCUCUUAUCGAUGGCCACAACGAUUUGCCGUACAAUAUCUAUGGGAAGUUGAACAACCACUUAUCUGCCUUCUAUUUCGAAAGAGAUUUAUCCAACGACAAUUCCUGGGGAAAAGAUGCUUGUUCCUCGUGUUUUACCGAUCUGCCUCGCUUAACUAAGGGCAAAGUGGGUGGACAGUUCUGGGUAGCGUACGUAUCAUGUACGUCGCAAUACAAGGAUUCCCUACAGCUGACGAUGCGGCAGAUCGAUGUGAUCAGGCGAUUGAUUAAGCGAUAUCCGGACAAUCUGAAAUUGGUCACCGACGCGGACGACAUCGAGCCCACGUGGAGGAGUGGCAAAAUAGCGUCCAUGAUAGGCGUCGAGGGUGGUCACUCCCUCGACUCGAGCCUGGCGAUUCUGAGGCUCUACCAUGACCUCGGGGUUCGUUACGUUACCCUGACUCACACCUGCAACACACCGUGGGCCGAUGCAUCGACCGUGAACGAUGGAUACGUGUACAAUCUGACGGAAUUCGGACAGGCGGUGGUUUACGAGAUGAACAGAAUUGGAAUGUUGGUCGAUCUGUCUCACGUCUCUCACAACGUCAUGCGGGAGGUCCUGGCGGUAACGAGGGCUCCCGUCAUAUUCUCUCAUUCGUCCGCUUUUAGCGUUUGCAAUCACUACAGGAACGUUCCCGAUGAUGUCCUGCACUUAGUCAAAAAGAACAACGGCGUCGUUAUGGUGAACUUCUACAGUGACUUCGUGAACUGCAAUUCUUCGAGGAACGCGACAAUGGAGGAUGUCAUAAAACAUAUAAAUCACAUUCGAAAUCUUAUCGGACCGGACCACGUCGGUAUCGGUGGAGAUUACGAUGGUGUAAGCUCAAUGCCAGUGGGAUUGGAAGAUGUCUCCAAAUAUCCCGAUCUAUUCGAUCGUCUUUAUGAGAGCCGAGAGGGAGAGCCAACGUGGACUCGGGAGGAUUUGGAAAAAUUGGCUGGAAGGAACCUUAUUCGAGUUUUCCAAGCUACGGAAGCGGUGCGAGACUCAUUGUCGUCCGAAGCGCCUCAUGAAGAUACUAUAACCGGAGAUGAAUUAUAUAUCGCACAAAAGAAAGAAGGAUUGAAUCCAGGCUCGUGCCAAAGCGCAGUCGAAUGGGACACCGUAAACGCAACAGAUAUUGAUCGAUCUUUUACCUUCAGUGCUAUUGAAAGUAGCUCGAUGUAUCGAAGACUUGAGGUGGACGGAUGUUAAAACAGAGACUAUGUGGAAAAAUGUAUAAAAGAUAUGUGAUAUUUUAUUAACACAUAAUUAACAUUAAAAAGCAAAGUAUAAAAAUAUUGGAUAAUAUUAUGACGACAUCAUUUAGUCUCCUUCAUACUCGAUUGACUUCAAUAUAAAUACAAAAUAUUAUGAAAACUUGAAGUAGUAUAAAGAUAAUGUGCUAUUUUAGAAGAUUUCUAAUAAUGUUUUCUCAUAAAUUUUAAAACGAUCUUUACGAUUUUUCACGAGUCAAAUUAACAUUAACACGAUAUUGUAAACGAAAAUAAUAAAUAAAUUAUUUUUCUAAUAUAAUCUACGAAAUACAUUUAUCUUCGAACAAGA
Solenopsis invicta (red fire ant) is the source of this 1971-nucleotide messenger RNA. RefSeq names its product dipeptidase 1. The coding region runs from base 280 to 1620 and encodes 446 amino acids. Gene Ontology annotation, biological process: proteolysis. The record is from RefSeq and is a predicted model, not a curated record. The transcript has 11 exons. NCBI's taxonomy places the organism in Eukaryota, Metazoa, Arthropoda, Insecta, Hymenoptera, Formicidae. Gene Ontology annotation, molecular function: metallodipeptidase activity.